Messenger RNA from Equus quagga, 6319 nucleotides. It is a transcript of the gene ITPKB, whose product is annotated as inositol-trisphosphate 3-kinase B. Gene Ontology annotation, molecular function: inositol tetrakisphosphate kinase activity; inositol-1,4,5-trisphosphate 3-kinase activity. Bases 458 to 3292 code for a protein of 944 amino acids. The record is from RefSeq and is a predicted model, not a curated record. Lineage: Eukaryota; Metazoa; Chordata; Mammalia; Perissodactyla; Equidae. The transcript is spliced from 8 exons. Gene Ontology annotation, biological process: inositol phosphate biosynthetic process. Gene Ontology annotation, cellular component: cytoplasm; nucleus.
CACAUUGAACAAACACUGAAGUAGCCAGAGCAGACACUGACAGGGGCAGUAUCUCCACCGCCUAGAAGGGCGUGCAGGGCCGGCUCGCCCGGCCCCUGCCGAGGAGCAUUUUCCAUUCUUUCGCGCUCCCCUUUUUUGUCUUCCAUCGCUUGGAGAGGAAAUAAUUUCUGAACUUUUUUACUUUUAAAGCCAUCUUGUUCCUACGAGGUCUGCGUCCCCGGGCCAUGUAGUCUGCACAGGACCCGGGAAUCUGAGAAAUUGCAGCGGCGCUGUUGUUUAUGGCGCUUUGGGCGGGGGCUGAGCCCGGUCUUGCCCCCCGCCCGCCGCCCGGGCCAUGCCACUCCAUCCGCGCGCGGAGCCGCGGCCGCCGGGCCUCCGAGGCUGAGCCGGGAGCGGCGGGAGGCGGCGGCGGCGCCGGCGGCGCCGGAACGGGAGCCGCGGCGGCGGACCCAGUACUAUGGCUAUGUACUGCUAUGCACUCAACAGCCUGGUGAUCAUGAAUAGCGCCAACCAGGGGAAGAGCGGCGGCGGCCCCCGGCCCAGCAGCACCGAGACGCCCCCGCCGCCGGGGAGGGCCGUGUUGAGCCCCGGCAGCGUUUUCAGCCCCGGGAGAGGCGCCUCUUUCCUCUUCCCCCCACCCGAGUCGUUGUCGCCCGAGGAGCCCGGGAGCCCCGGGGGCUGGCGGAGUGGCCGGCGCAGGCUGAAUAGUAGCAGCGGCAGCGGCAGCGGCAGCGGCAGCAGCGUGGGCAGCCCCAGUUGGGCGGGUCGCCUGAGAGGGGACGGGCAGCAGGUGGUGACCGCCGGUACCCUCUCCCCUCCCGGGCCAGAAGAGGCCAAGAGGAAGCUGCGAAUCCUGCAGCGCGAGCUGCAGAACGUGCAGGUGAACCAGAAGGUGGGCAUGUUUGAGGCGCACAUCCAGGCGCAGAGCUCUGCCAUCCAAGCGCCCCGCAGCCCGCGUUUGGGCAGGGCUCGUUCGCCCUCCCCGAGCCCCUUCCGCAGCAGCAGUCAGCCCCCAGGAAGGGUCCUGGCUCAGAGCGAGGAACGAAGGACAAAGUCCUGGGGGGAGCAAUGUCCAGAGACUUCGGAGGCCGACUCCAGGAGGAGAGGAGGGGUCCCCAGCCCACGCCUCUCGAAGGACAAGGAGGGAGUGGCACCUUUUCCUGGCCUGGCCACCCAGUCAGGAUCAGGGGCUCAGGACCCAGCCUCUCGGGUGAGAAUGGAGAAGGGGGGUCCUGCCAGACCCCACUGUGGCUCACCCAUAGCUAUGGAAAUCGACAAGAGGGUCUCUCCUCCUUUGGGAACUCAGAGCUGCCAAGCUCCCGCCUUGGAGCUGGUGGGAAUGGACUUAGUGAUGACCACAGAAGUGGCAGCGAGAGCCACAUCCACUGGACCACACUGUCCACACGACCCUGCCCUCAUGGAGCGGUCUGAGAGGGCCGGCGAGCUUGGGGGUGUGCACCCCCGAGAGGCCCUGGUCGAGACUCAGGGGCAGUCUCUGGGCAGUGAGACAAAACCAGCCUCAGAGAGGGGCGGUCCCCGCAGUGGAGAGCCCCCUGGAAAGGUGGAGAAAGGAAAUCUGCCCUGUGGCGUGCCAGGCUCUGGGGCGCCUGAAGCAGGCGAGAAGCCAGAGGGGAGGACUGUGAAUGAGCAAAGUUCGGAGCCCUCUGAGGCCCCCAGCUGGUUCAGGCCACCGGGAGACCUGGGCGUGGUAGGCCCUGACGUGGUGCAGAGUGGGGCCCUGGUGGUCGGGGAGCCUCAGCAGUGCUCCAACAGAGUGGAUGAAGGGUCUCUGACGCUGGGUCUGCUUGGGGGCAGCAGCUCCUCACAGCCAGGGACCAGGGAGGUGGAGGCCGCAAUACCCUCUGGUGGGAUGCUGGAGCCUUUGCCCUGUUGGGUAUCGGCAAAGGACCUGAAGGAACCUGCUUGCCUUCCUGGGGACAGGGUCGGGGUGCAGCCUGGGAGCUCCAGGGCUUGGCUCGGCCCCAUGGAGGGAGCCAGUCUGGCCUGGACGUGUGGCACAGGGGUACAAUCCCAGGAGACUUGGGGAAGCCAGCUGCAGGACAGAGACGCCCACCCCAGCCCAGAGCUGCUCUCCCCAGAUCAGAAGGACAAGCCUUCCCUGAGAGAGGCCUGCAGCCCGGGCAGUAUACCUGCCGUCAUCAUUACAGACAUGGGUGCCCAGGAGGAUGGGACCUUGGAGGAGGCGCAAGGAAGCCCUCGGGGCAGCCUGCCCCUGAGGAAACUGUCAUCUUCCUCUGCCUCCUCCACCGGCUUCUCCUCCUCCUAUGACGACUCGGAGGAGGACAUCUCCAGUGACCCUGAGCGCUGCCUGGACCCCAACUCUGCCUUCCUGCAUACCCUGGACCAGCAGAAGCCCAGAGUGAGCAAGUCAUGGAGGAAAAUAAAGAACAUGGUGCACUGGUCUCCCUUUGUCAUGUCCUUCAAGAAGAAGUACCCCUGGAUCCAGCUGGCAGGACACGCAGGGAGCUUCAAGGCGGCUGCCAACGGCCGGAUCCUGAAGAAGCACUGUGAGUCAGAGCAGCGCUGCCUGGACCGGCUGAUGGCCGACGUGCUGAAGCCCUUCGUGCCUGCCUACCACGGGGACGUGGUGAAGGACGGGGAGCGGUACAACCAGAUGGACGACCUGCUGGCCGACUUCGACUCGCCUUGCGUGAUGGACUGCAAGAUGGGCAUCAGGACGUACCUGGAGGAGGAGCUCACCAAGGCCCGCAAGAAACCCAGCCUCCGGAAGGACAUGUACCAGAAGAUGAUUGACGUGGACCCUGAGGCCCCGACCGAGGAGGAGAAGGCCCAGCGGGCUGUCACCAAGCCGCGGUACAUGCAGUGGAGGGAGACCAUCAGCUCCACCGCCACCCUCGGGUUCAGGAUCGAGGGCAUCAAGAAGGAAGACGGCUCUGUGAACCGGGACUUCAAGAAGACCAAAACGCGGGAGCAGGUCACUGAGGCCUUCAGAGAAUUCACUAAAGGAAACCGCAACGUCCUGGUCGCCUACCGGGACCGGCUGAAGGCCAUCCGGGCCACCCUGGAAGUCUCUCCCUUCUUCAAGUGCCACGAGGUCAUCGGCAGCUCGCUGCUCUUCAUCCACGACAAGAAGGAACAGGCCAAGGUGUGGAUGAUCGACUUUGGGAAAACCACACCCCUGCCGGAGGGCCAGACCCUGCAACACGAUGUCCCCUGGCAGGAAGGGAACCGGGAGGACGGCUACCUCUCGGGCCUGAACAACCUCAUCGACAUCCUGACAGAAAUGUGCUCGGAUGCCCCGCUGCCCUGAGGCCACCCUGUGUUCCCCCUCGCCGCCGCCCUGGCCGCCGCCUCUCUGCCUGUGCUCCCUCUCCUGAAUGUGUCCUUUACUUCUCCCUGGGUGCCCCCCACUCCGAACUGACCCUCCCGAAUGGCACUACAAGAUACUUUGUAGCAGAGGAGAUGCGAUGAGGUUUUUGGUGGGUUUCCUAAUUGAAGGGCUUGGAGCCUGGGCUUCCACUUCUCUUUGUAAAUAGCAUCUCCAGCUAGAAGAGAAAAGCCCCGACCCCAGGCCCGGCGGGCAGGGGUCAGUGGCCCCAGACAUGGAGGGAUGAACAGGUGGCCUUGGGGCCCGUGGGGGCCUGCUGCCCCCUGGUGGCUGCUUCUGGUAGCGUUGCUGCCAAGCACAGCGUGAUCCUGCCCCAUCCUCCCAGGGGCGAGGGCUGUAAGAGCUCCCUUGUUUCAACAGGUGCCUGGUAGUUGGGGCACAAAACCAUGGGAGCCGCAUGCCAGCUGUGAAUAAAGUGCCCUUUGCUUAGCAGCACAGGGACUCCCAGAGAUGCCGUGGUGGCCUUUGGAGGCCUGCUAAAGCAGGCACCCCACCCAUCCGGUAUUGAAACCCUCCAGCUUUGGGCCAGACCCAGGAGCCGACUUGGCUGUGCUCUCUGAUGUAGCCCUUCCUGGGGGGUGGGGCAGGCAGGCAGGGGCUACGUUCCUCCAUCUGUGAUUAUGGCGCAUGAAUUCCGAGGGCUGCUCUGCAAACCCCAGCUUCCGGGGGUGCCAGCCAGCCCCCAGAGCCCCUUGUGCCUCCCACCCCCUGCCUUGCUGUGGCGAGGUCCAGGGGGCUGGGUAGGAGUGGGCCAGGGCACAGGGAGCCCCUGCAGAAGCCCCAGGGGGAGAAAGACGGACCUCACAGAGGGUGUUCCUCCCAUGCCCCCCUCCCCACCUCCCUGCUGCCCAUCCGUGGCCCUGCCUGCAGCCCUGGGGCUCUUUCAUGGGGUCCAGUGUCCCUGUAUUCACGGGGCAGCGCUUUAGGCCAGCGCCGGGCAGGGCGGAGGCAGGAGGAUGUUUAGUGGCAUCAUUUUUUUCCCCCUGAAAUUAGUCUUACAGCCUGAAGGCCUGAGCCCCGCGUUUCCCAGAAGUGGUGUGGGCAGCUUCUGGGGUAUGUGUGGAUGCCAGGGUUGUUCUGGGCAUCUCUCCCAGGAGUCUCUAGGUGGCUUGAAGAUUCCUGGGGAACCAAUUGUUACCCUUAUGUUAAUUGUAAAGCAAGUAAGUCUCCAUUAUUGAGAAGAAUGUAAAAUUCGCCUUUCAGACUUUUUAAGAACAAAGCUCUGGCUCUGUGGCCUUUUGGAGCUGUGGCCCAGGUCCCUCCUCCGCUGCUGGUGGUGCAGGAGCUCUGAGAGUUGAGGGGCUCUGGCUGGCCCGGGGCCAGCAGGCACUGGGGCCAGUGGCUUCGCAGGGAGCUGCCUCGGGGACAUGGGGCAGUAGUCUGUACCCGGGUGUGUGUGCCUGUGGGGGACCAGUCCAGAGAGAGGGCUUCCUGGGCCGCCCCCGUCACCCCAGGGUCUCUGGGGGAACUGUUGACUCUCCCAUGUGACAUGUACGUUUCCCCUUUCAUUCUGGGUGAGUGACGGUUGGUGGGGGUGGAGGGUGGGACACAUGAGGAUGUAUAAGUACAGAUUUUAAAAAAGGAAAUCACUUUUAAACUUCCUGGCUCUUGUUCAAAACAGUGGUGAGCUCCUGUGUGGGCUGACUUGCUAAAGGUCACGCCCCACCCCGGCUGAGCACCAGAGACCUUGUGACAGCACGUGAUCCUGGAAGGCAGGAGCCCCAGAGCCAGCUCGGGUGUCAGAGCUGUAGUCCCUGGUGGGUUAGAAGGGAUCUCGGUGGUCCCGGCUUCAGCUACCGUGGGGAAGGGGCGUCAUUAAUUCAGACGUAGAGAUUCUACAACUAUGGGCUGGCCAGAAGUUACCCUCAUUCUAGCUAUGAAGAAAGUUUGCGAAAGCAGCUUAAUGGUAUGAACAAAAAUACAGGGACCAGCUUAUCCUACUUCAGAGAACAAACUUUCCAUGCACUUUAAGCAGACAGCAGUUGUUUGCAAACAAUGUGCUAAGGUGCAAAUGAUUUGUUUAUUAAAGGAGGCCCAUGGGGCCUCAUAUUGGCAAUACUCUGCCUUGGGUUACAUUAUAGACGUGGCAGCGGAAUCUUCUUAGGGGUAUUCUAGUACAGGGGGUUGGGGGUUUUGGUAUUUGCGUGCUGGUUCUCCUCGUCCAUACCUGCUUUCUCUACUCAUUCUUCUGCUUGUCCUAUGGCAUAGAUGGAUCCUGGAAGGGAAUUUCCCAGAACCCCCUGCCCAGGGGUCUGAAAGACUUUCCCCGCCCAGUCCUGGUCCAGGCAGGCACUCCUUGGGUCCCGGCUGUGCAAGUGCCAGGAGAGGGGGACAGGCUGUGUGCACCUGCGUACGGGCCAGUGGGCACCCUUCCUGCCGUAUCCUUGCGGGCCCCCCGGGGGGAGGUUCUUGGUGUUUCAGCACUGCUUAGCAUUCGAGGAAGGUUUCUGAACUGCUUGUCCCAGACUUGCCUUUAGUGUCAUGUAAGAAGUUUUUAAGUUAUAUUUAUUUUGUCGGUUUUUUUAAAUUGCACAAAACACUAAGACUGAGAGGCUGGAUUCUGUUUUUCCUUUCAAGCUUUGCUUGCUUUCUGAGCUUCUUUUCCCGCUUGGUGGAGAGAGCCUGGACGCAGCCCUGCCCCCCCCACCCCCCCCUCCCACCAUGGACUCUCUCCACCCUGAGCUGUAUUUAGCUUUGAGAUCCUCUGCGUCCGGUCCCCCCCGCAUGUAUAUAACCCAGGCCCUUUGCUUGGGAAGAAGCAGGUGCUCGCCCCUGCUAGUGCCUUUUGCUGGGGGAGCGGACUCCCCAGAGGGUCCUCCUCCCCCUGCACCCCUCUCCCCACAACACCUUGGAGAAACUGAACUGUUACGAAGCCCUGCGCGCGGCGGUGCCUGUGGAGCCGACUGCAGCGGCCCUGCCCCGUCCUGAAUAAAGACGCUGUAGACCGUG